Molecule: messenger RNA, 1001 nt
Organism: Corylus avellana
Lineage: Eukaryota; Viridiplantae; Streptophyta; Magnoliopsida; Fagales; Betulaceae
Product: early nodulin-like protein 15
Cellular component (GO): plasma membrane
Molecular function (GO): electron transfer activity
Source: RefSeq, a predicted model, not a curated record
AUUCUCUGGAAACGAGAUAACAGAGCAAAAGUUGAAGAAACAGAGCAAAAACAGAGUAACAGAGAACAGGGGCGACCUGAGUGAUCACCUACAACACAGGGAAAUGGCAAGAAGAUUAAACAUGGUUUUUCUUUUGGUAGCAGCAGCUUUGCUACAGAGCGCUGCGGCGCAGACGGCGUAUGUGGUGGGUGACGCUUUGGGAUGGACCGUCCCUCCUACUGCUGACACGUACAGCAACUGGGCAGCCAACAAGACCUUCGGCGUAGGCGACAUUCUUGUCUUUAACUUCGUAACAAACAACCACGACGUAGCCAGAGUCAACAAGGCGAAUUACGAUUCCUGUAGUUCUGCUAGCCCCAUUUCCCGCCAAACCACCGGUCCGGCGAAUAUUACCAUCGGUGAGACUGGGGAGCAUUACUAUAUCUGUACAGUCACCGGUCACUGUUCCGGCGGUCAGAAGUUGGCAAUCAAUGUCACAGCAGCUCUUUCUCCAGCUCCUCAGCCUAGCGCUCCUUCACCGGCCACUCCUCCUUCCACCGCCACCCCACCAUCCACCGCCACUCCUCCUUCCACCGCCACCCCACCAUCCACCGCCACCCCACCAUCCACCGCCACCCCACCAUCCACAGCCACCCCACCAUCCACCGCCACUCCUCCUUCCACCGCCACACCUCCGUCGACCGCCACCCCACCAUCCUCCAGCACCAGUCCUCCAUCGCCCACCAUUGCUACACCUCCAAGCUCAGGCACCCCUCCUUCAACGCCGUCUCCUACAACAUCUCCCCCUCCACCUUCAGGCGCUACAUCCCUGGGUGUUACAGGCUUCUGCGCCACCUCCUUGUCGAUUGUCAUAGCCUUGUUGUUCUAGAUAUAGAUAUAGGAUGGUAGAGAAUUCGUGCAAUUCAUUUUACACAUGUUAUUUUUAUUAAACUGAUUGAGUUUUUUUAUAUUACAAUAAAGCUGAUUUUCAUAUUUCAGCUAUGGUUGGUUGGUUUUUGCUA